UUCGAGUUGUUUUCGUCUGAUCACACUGAGAUGUUGAGGCGUAGCAGCGCCAACAUGAGCGACGGGAAGGUGCUUCGCCCCAUUGCUGCUUUCUCAUUCCGUACAUGAUUUUUGUCUGCGCAGGGGGGGGGGGGAGCUGCGAGGGGAUUGGUUGCCUCGACUCUCCUCAAUCAACCAACAUCACUUGCAGCGAUACGACCCGAGCCCAGCGAAACAGGAACCCCUGCCAAGACGUCAAGAGGCACACACCUUUGCACCAAUAUCAGCAACAAGGACGACGCAUUUCGUUCUCACCCUCCAGUUCCAACUUCUACAGCCUCACGAUAGCCUUGGCCACAACCAAGCCGAAAGACACUCUUACCGAACGACGGCUCUCAAACAUGUCGACCACCGCCGCCCCCGCCCGAGAUCUCCCAGUCAUCACCAUCCCGCCCUCACCCCCGCACCCCCACACCCACACGAUCAUCUUCCUCCACGGCCGCGGAGACAACAUCAAAUCCUUCAGCCGGGCCCUGCGCAAAUGGCACUCGUCGCGGGGCACCACCCUAUUCGACACCUUCCCCACGCUGCGAUGGGUCUUCCCGCAGGCGCCAAUGCGCCAGGUGGCGAGCACGGCCAACCUGCCGCGGCCGCACAUCUUCCCGCAGUGGUUCGAUCUGUGGACAGCGCAGGACUUCAGCGAGCGCGAGGAAGUGCAGGUCGAGGGCUUGCGCGAGAGCGUGCCGCUGAUCCGCGACAUGAUCGCGCGCGAGGCGGCCCAGCUCGGGGGCCGCUGGGACCGCGUCAUCCUGGCGGGCAUCAGCAUGGGCGGGGCCACGAGCGUGCACACGCUGUUCAACCUGGACAUCCCCGCAGAGGGCGGCGGCCGGCUGGCGGCGCUGCUGGCCUUCUGCGCUCGCUGCCCCUUCGCGGGGAGGAGCCUGCAGGGGAUGCGAGAGGUGCUCGCCCUUCCCGGCUCUCCCCCGGCCGGGGAGAACGGAGUGCUGAGGCGGACACCGGUGCUGCUGGAGCACAGCGCGGACGAUCCGCUGGUGCUGAUCGAUAACGGCCGGCGACUGAGAGACACGCUGAAGGGGUUCGGAGCGCAGGUCGAGUGGAGGGAGUACAUAACUGGCGGACACUGGUUUCAGGAGCCCGAGGGGAUUGAUGAUGCGAUCGAGUUCUUGCAGAAGUUUGUUUUCGGGCCAAAUGCCGGUGAGCAAACGCGGGCUGCGGCGGAUUCUGUUGCGAUGGAUUUGUCUUGAAACUUGGGUGGAUUAAUUACACGACAGGCAGACUGCUUAAGGUACGGUAUCUCAGGUACCUUGUCUGUCGCGCCAAAUCAUUCUCGCAUAUUUAACGCCCGAGUGGAAGUA
Molecule: messenger RNA, 1355 nt
Organism: Thermothelomyces thermophilus ATCC 42464
Lineage: Eukaryota; Fungi; Ascomycota; Sordariomycetes; Sordariales; Chaetomiaceae
Exons: 1
Coding region: 381-1244 (287 amino acids)
Biological process (GO): protein depalmitoylation
Cellular component (GO): cytoplasm
Molecular function (GO): palmitoyl-(protein) hydrolase activity; carboxylic ester hydrolase activity
Source: RefSeq, a predicted model, not a curated record